UGGACCGGGACCGAGUGGGCCGGAGACCGGGAGUUGCGCCUCGGGUUUCGGCUGCACCACCGGCGGGUCGUGAAUCCUUUCGAAGGCAGAGCUGAAGCGACCGGCGGAGAUUCCGUGAGAUGUUUCAGCUGCACGGAGGCGCCCGGCCUUUCCCCGUCGAGGAUCGGGGCCUGUUGUCUGGAGUUGUCUCCCAGACCCGUCCCUUCCUGCUGGGUGACGGGAGCUGCCCCGCAGCGGCUGCCGGUGGAUCUCCGGAGCUCUCACCGCUCCCCUGUGCAAUCCGAACGGCUGAAAACCAAGGGAGAACAAGGCGCAAAGGUUUGAAAUGGCAGAACACUUGCGCAUGGGAAUCUCAAACACAACAACACAUCAGUUUUGCUGAAUGACUGGAUAUUUAAGGAGUGACCAAAUAUUUUCUUUGCAACACCAACACCUCUGUUGUCGAUCCACGGAGAUGAAGAAUUAUCUCAUAACAUCUGGUAAUGUGUUCUGUCACUGAAAUCAAGCAUUCUGUUGUAACUCAGUGAAAUCCACUUGAACCGGGGUGCUGAGAACACACCAGCAUUUGUUCACUGGAGAUCAGUUCUUCUACUGCAUUGAUUGUAGAAGGGAUUCAAACAUCUGACUGUCUGAAUUGCAGAGAAUUGAUCACAGUGAGAUAUCAUUCUCCUUCUCUCAGUGUGGGAGGGGAUUCACUCACAGCCUACCCGCAGACACGCCAGUGAGUUCACAGUGGGGAGAGGCCAUUCACCUGCUCUGUGUGAGGGAGGGGAUUCACUCACAGCCUACCCACAGACACGCCAGUGAGUUCACAGUGGGGAGAGGCCAUUCACCUGCUCUGUGUGAGGGAGGGGAACUACCCAGUCAUCCAGCCUGAAGAUACAUCAGCAAGUUCACACCACAGUGAGAUGCUCCACCUGUUCUGACAGCGGGAAGCAAUACAUUCUGUCAUCGAUGCUGAAGAUAUAUCCUAAAGUUCACCAGUGAGAGGACAUUGACCUGCUCGGAUGGUGGGAAGACAUUCACACGCUCAACCAGACCACAGUGACACCAAUGAGUUCACACCGGGGAGAAGCCAUUCACUUGCUCUGAAUAGGGGAAGAUACUCACUCAUUCGUCCACACUACAUAGACACCAGCGAGUUCACACUGGGGAGAGGCCAUUCUCCUGCUCCUGAAAGGAGUCAAAUCACCUGCUGCAACAUCAGUUAGUUCACACUAGGGAGAUGCUAUUCACAUGCUCAGACUGUGGGAAAGGAUUCACCCAGUCAUCUCAACUGAAGGAGCAUCAGCGAGUCCACACUGAGGAGAAGCCAUUCACUUGCUCUGAAUGUGGGAAAGGAUUUGCUCGGUCAUCUGAACUGAAGGUACAUCAGCGAGUUCACACUGGGGAGAGGCCAUUCACCUGCUCAGACUGUGGGAAGGGAUUCACUCACUCGUCCAACCUGCACAGACACCAGCGAGUUCACACUGGGGAGAAGCCAUUUAUCUGCUCUGAAUGUGGGAAAGUAUUUGCUCAGUCAUCUGAACUGAAGUCCCAUCAGCGAGUCCACACUGGGGAGAAGCCAUUCACUUGCUCAGAAUGUGGGAAAGGAUUCGCUCGGUCAUCUGUACUGAAGUCACAUCAGCGAGUUCACACUCGGGAGAUGCCAUUCACCUGCGCAGACUGUGGGAAGGGAUUCACUCACUCGUCCAACCUACAGAGACAUCAGCGAGUUCACACUGGGGAGAAGCCAUUCACAUGCUCUGAAUGUGGGAAAGGAUUCGCUCAGUCAUCUGAACUGAAGGUACAUCAGCGAGUUCACACUGGUGAGAGGCCGUUCAGCUGCUCAGAAUGUGGGAAAGGAUUCAUUCGUUCAUCUCAACUCCUGAGACACCAGCAAAUUCAUACUGGGGAGAAACCAUUCAUCUGCUCAGAAUGUGGGAAGGGAUUCACCGAUUCAGUUCAUCUGAAAGAACAUCAGUUUGUUCACACUGUGGAGAGGCCGUUCACCUGCUCAGACUGUGGGAAAGGAUUCAUUCGGCGUUUUAGUCUAUUAACGCACCAGUUAGAUCACAGUGAGGAGAAACCAUUCAUAUGCUCUGAAUGUGGGAAAGGAUUCACACAGUCAUCUCAACUGAAGGAGCAUCAGCGAGUCCACACUGGGGAGAAGCCGUUCAUCUGCUCUGAAUGUGGGAAGGGAUUUGCUCAGUCAUCUCAACUGAAGUUACAUCAGCGAGUCCACACUGGGGAGAGGCCAUUCAACUGCUCUGAAUGUGGGAAAGGAUUCAGUCGUUCUUCUCAACUCCUGAGACACCAGCGAAUUCACACUGGGGAGAAACCAUUCAUCUGCCCAGAGUGUGGGAAGGGAUUCACCGAUUCAGCUCAGCUGAAAGAACAUCAGUUUGUUCACACUGGGGAGAGGCCAUUCACCUGCUCAGACUGUGGGAAAAGAUUCAGUCGUUCAUCUCAGCUCUCGAGGCAUCAGCAAAUUCACACUGGGGAGAAACCAUUCUGAGGAAAUGCGGAUAUAUAAAAAAUUAUUUUGAACCUAAGUAACCUCUAGAUAAAAGAAUAAUUGGGACUGAACAGGAAUUUUUGAACUAAAGUAAACUCUGUCUUCAGCAGUUAAGAAACUCAAUGGCUUAUACUGGUUUCCUUUUAAUUGUCAGAGGGACAUUGAGAAUUUGAUAAUAUAUAUUGUACUCGUGUUUGAGUCAGGACUCAUCGAUAAGGUCAGCAAUGAACAUCGGUCUGGAAUGAAGUCAGGACCUUGCAAAGGGAAUAGCUGAUAAGGACUGGACUGUAUAUCCAUCUAUAUUCAAGCCUUGAGUUAGUGCACUCUGUUAUCUAAGACAUUAAGUUUUGCACCAACAGACUUGGUGGGCGUACCAGUUCUAAUAGCAGCUUGCAACAGUGAUGUAUGGGACUUACUAUGUAUGAAUAUACUGCUGUAACCUGACUGAGAGAGUCCAAUUGUCAGAUGGUUGGCAGCACUGACAUGCCUUCCCUCUGAUAACUGGGUCUCAGACUCUUGCAAGAGAAUGCAAUAAACUGUGGUGCCGAGAGGAAACUGGUCUCCCGAGUUUAACAUUGGGCGUCACGAACAGGAUCCUAAUACAAAGCAGACAGACUGAGUAAGCGGCCGGACCACUCCGGGGACCGCGGAGACCGACCGGGUGCCCAACAGGUAUUUCACCUUUUGUCACUCACCGUCAGUUCCUUUGGAGGCACGGUUCCUCGCUGAGGGCUGCUUGCAUAUCUUGACAGGAUAGGGAAAGUAUCUGUCGGAAGACUUGUAUAAGGUAGGCAAAUUUUAUUAAUUGAGUAGGAGGCGGUACCGGGUUAAUUUUACUAACUGGGCAGGAGGCAGACGUGCUGGGUAAAUUUAUCAAUUCAGCACGUGGUGCCUGCUGGGUAAAUUUAUCUUAUUGUUAAUUGAGCAGGAGGCUUUGUGCCGGGUAAAUUACUUAGAGAGCACGGAGUUGAGUGAUACGAGUGGGCCAAGAGCAGCCCUACACAAUGUGUGUGAGAGUUUUCCAGACAAGGAAAAAGAUUUGUGAAUUUUGACUGCAGCGCUGAAUAAACCGAUUGGGGAAAAGAAUGUGGCCACUGGGCGGGAUCCGACGAUAUCACCUCUUGAGAACACGCAGUAAAUCUGAUCUGGAAGAUGAACUGUGGGAAGAAGUGGAAAUUGUUGAAAAGGCAAUGGAAGGAUAAGGCAGAUGCAAAGUUGAACAGUACAUGAUGAGCAAGUUGGAGGGAUAAUGCGUGUGACAAAGGGAGAGAGGUACGUACUGCAGAAGGUUGGGAGACGCAAAAGCGGAGUGUGAGUGGGUGAAUGGGCGCCGAAAACGAGAGCAGGAAAAACAACAUCAGCAAAAUCUAGGCCGGCCUAGAUAGGAGAGAAGGGCAGGAACGUCAGUCUAAAGUUCGAACUGACAGGGAAACAAGGGAUCCCGAUCCCAUGUUUGGGAUACCGAUCCUGUUUGAGGAUGGUGACCAUGAUUAGGAAUGAGCACCCACCGUACUCCCCCCACCAUACCAGGGGCCGAGUGCACCCGAGCCCCAAUCCGCCCAGUACUCAGAUACGGUGGCCACUCGGGUAAAGCAGCGGCAGCGGGGAAGGGGAGGCUCUCUAUACCCUCAGAUCCAGAAGGGGAAUACCGAGGAUUAUUCCGAGACAGGGAGGGGAGAAUCCAAUAAAAGCCCAAAGUUAAUGGCUCCACAGAGACAAUUACCCACCCGAAUGCUGCCUAAUCCAUGAGCAGCGGAGGAGGGACAGCUCUCAGUAAUUCCUGUGUAUGCACCCUGGAAGCCUCAAGAAAUGACAAUGAUUAUGAAUCCGGCCCCCGAUAGAAAAGAAAACCCAGCACAGAUUGCUCAGUGUGUCCGCAGUUCUAUACAAAUGUAUAAUGUGACCCCACAAGGUUCAUUCAGUCUCUGCUGCAUGAUUCUCUCAGCUGAUGAGGGGCGGAAAUGGAAGGCAGAACUAAGAUACCAAACCUAUCAGGAGUUACAGGUGGGAAUCCAUGAUGAGAAUGAACGGACAGACCAGAUUAUUCAAGCCUUGGAGAGGGAUCUCCAACAACCUGUAAACGUCACUAAAGUGCUUGAGUCCAAACGUAACCCUGGGGAAUUGGGACCAGACUAUCGGAGAGAAUUGUGGCCGGCUACGCACUUUUGCAGGGGACAAAACCUCUAAUACUGGUACGGAACGCAUAUGGAAUUACAGGGGGACCCAGUGUGAGGUUUAAUUUACAGCCACCGCCAGUCUGGGGUGUAAUCUAGCAGACUGAGACUUGCUGUGUCCGUUGCAAGUGGAGAUUCUAUACACAGACUAGCGAACAACCAACAGCUUCCCCAGUUACCGAAUCCCCCUCCAGUGGUGGGCACUGAAUCUGGUCUCCACUUCGUCUGAACCCUCUCUGCCGGAGGCCGACCCUCAUGUGACCCCUAUGUGGUGCUAAACUGAGGAAACCGAUAUUAUGCACCCCUCGAGGGACAGAAUUUCAAAGUCACCGUGACUGGUGAGGCUGAAGGAAAAGUGGGCAGUGCAUUACUGGCCGAAGUUCCAGGUUUCCUUUGGUGACAGACAGGAUUCGUGCUUCCCCAGACCACCAUUAGGAUUUGCCCUUGGUUCAAGCUAAAGAGCGUGGGUUUCCUUCCUAAUCCCUGACGAAACAAGCCUCUAGCACCAAGGGGGACUUGCAAGACUUGGCCACGGGCCACCUCCGAUACUGGAAGGAGUCAAAGGUGAAGACGGGACAUCUGGUAAGACACUCUUUUAAUAUUGACCAAACCCAAGACGUUGUACCACAUCUCUGGACAAUUUCAGUCCAUGAAGUCAGCUGCACGAAGUUCA
Molecule: messenger RNA, 5344 nt
Organism: Hypanus sabinus (Atlantic stingray)
Lineage: Eukaryota; Metazoa; Chordata; Chondrichthyes; Myliobatiformes; Dasyatidae
Product: zinc finger protein 229-like
Exons: 2
Coding region: 1226-2497 (423 amino acids)
Biological process (GO): regulation of transcription by RNA polymerase II
Molecular function (GO): DNA-binding transcription factor activity; RNA polymerase II cis-regulatory region sequence-specific DNA binding
Source: RefSeq, a predicted model, not a curated record